Molecule: messenger RNA, 1918 nt
Organism: Lepidothrix coronata (blue-crowned manakin)
Lineage: Eukaryota; Metazoa; Chordata; Aves; Passeriformes; Pipridae
Gene: RAB3B
Product: RAB3B, member RAS oncogene family
Exons: 4
Coding region: 76-450 (124 amino acids)
Biological process (GO): protein secretion; protein localization to plasma membrane; regulation of exocytosis
Cellular component (GO): synaptic vesicle; plasma membrane; endosome
Molecular function (GO): GTPase activity; GTP binding
Source: RefSeq, a predicted model, not a curated record
AGAAGAGAGGAUAUUCAGGACACAGCUGGACAAGAAAGAUACAGGACCAUCACUACUGCCUACUACCGAGGAGCCAUGGGCUUUGUGCUCAUGUAUGAUAUCACCAGUGAAGACUCCUUCAAUGCAGUGCAGGACUGGGCCACACAAAUCAAGACUUACUCCUGGGACAAUGCACAAGUGAUCCUGGUUGGAAACAAAUGUGACAUGGAGGAUGACAGGAUUGUUCCUGUGGAGAAGGGGAAACACCUGGCGGAUCAGCUCGGUUUUGACUAUUUUGAAGCCAGUGCCAAGGAAAACAUCAACGUGAGGCAGGUGUUUGAGCGUCUCGUGGAUAUAAUCUGUGAAAAGAUGUCGGAGAGUGUAGAAUCAGACAAUUCCAGGGGCACUUCUGGAAGGAGCAUGAGACUCACAGAUAACCCACCCCCUUCGCAGCAGAACUGCUCAUGCUAGUGACCCUUCACUCUGAGAAAUGUCCUUCUCCCUUCCUGACUAAAUUUUACAUUUUCAUUUGUGGUGGUGCGUUAUCAUGUAGUCCAAAGGCAGAAGUCUCUGUUGUAGGAAACUGGUAUGUUUGUUUAAUGUGCUGAAGUGUUAAUAUUAUGUAUUUCCUCAUCUAAUAAUUUAAAAAUCUGAAAAACUAUUGUAAGUGCACCUUGUGUGGAUGUGAGUUACACUGAAGAAAAAUAAUUGUUUGGUGUUUCAAAUGUUAUUUCCACAGAGAAUGUUGCAUUUUUAAUUAUAAAUUCCUCUAUUGCAGAGUUUUUUUGUCAAGAACAGUGGGAAGCACAAAAACCAAUUAAGAGGGACCAGGUCUAAAAGAAAAUGGGGGAAAAUCUUUUAUAAAGCAAGAUUAUACUUUUUUGUUAACAUAAAGCCAAAAAAAAAGAAUCAAUCCCCAGGUAUUUUGAGAGUUGUCAUUGCUGUCCUGGAGACAUGGGCCUCAAUUUUCCUGUAUGAUGGAGCAGAAAGCAGAGCAUGUCUGUCUGGCAGUGUGAGGUCCUUCAGAGAGCAAAGAGGAAAGGGGGUGGAUUUUGUGUCAAGUCUCUAAAUAGAGGAAGAACACAUGAAGGAAUCAAAUCUUUCAGGCAGGGGAAGAGGAGGAGGCCUGGCAGCCAUACCUGCAUUACCCUGUGCUUUGGCUGGUGCUGGGUGAAGGAGUGAGAGCCCUUCUAGGGCUCCCCUUGCCUCCAGACUUUUCCCCCAUCACUAGUAACAGCUCCCUAACCCUCUGUUUCUAGAAUCCCAAGAGCUGACUGUCCUGCAGCCUUUCCCCUGUGUCCUGUAAUUUUACCUCUCCAGGUCUGAUCUACUCUUAUCAACUCCCUGCUGGUGGAUUUGUUGCAGGAUGAAGGAAAGGAGGAAUUGGCUGCUCCAUGCUUAGUUGGAGGCAAAAUCUGACUUGUAAGACUUGGAAUAGCACUGUCUCAGAGCGAUAAAAAUACCAGGAGCCAAAAUAUGAGUCUUUAUAGAUAUUAGUGCCAAUAUUAUUAGAUUUUCUCUCUGCAUUUGUUGUUGAUUUAUUUUUUAAAUUUUGUGAUAGAUGGAUGCGUGUGUGGGGAUAGUUAUUCUGGUUUCAGAUUCAAAUGCCACGAAGUAUAACUUUAAAAAAAAAGGAAGAUUGAUUAAUAAAACAUAACUGUGAAUUAAAAAUGACAAAGAUAUCCUGUUAAGAGUUAUUCUACAAGUUUUUUGUUGCUUCAUUCUUUGAAGGGAGGAAACAUUUUUAAAUUAAGUGGAUAUGGAGAGAAGUUUAAGGUGAAAAUUCUGGAAAGUUUUAUGGCUUUACCUUUGGCCUGUGAAUUUCUCUGACUGAGGGGACUUCCCGACGUCAGGAACUGGAGUGGAGUACCUGCCCUCUGCACUGUAAUGUGCUGGAUCAUGACACUAGUAAGUGCUUUUGUAAUUUUGUUCUGUUCUA